Gigantopelta aegis is the source of this 3400-nucleotide messenger RNA. RefSeq lists its product as uncharacterized. The record is from RefSeq and is a predicted model, not a curated record. The coding region runs from base 120 to 3161 and encodes 1013 amino acids. The transcript has 13 exons. NCBI's taxonomy places the organism in Eukaryota, Metazoa, Mollusca, Gastropoda, Neomphalida, Peltospiridae.
UGUAUGAUUCGUAGGGGUCGGGUCUAUACUGACUCUAGGUAUACUAAUGUGGGUGUAUAGCUGGUAGUGCUGAGUUCAGGGAUCAGGAUUUAGUGGAUGACAGACGAAAGAAGAGAAACAUGUCUAUGUUUCAUAUUCAGUUUCCAAAGAGACACGGGUUUUUAACGUGGGAUGAGCUUGGAUGCUUGGCAAGAGCUCUUGGGUUUCAAAUCGAUCUGUUCAAAUCGAACGUGACCGGUGAGAUAUCGGCGGAAAGUGAUGGAAUGCUGAUACAGGAGAUCCUGAGGAUGAUGGAAUACAAGCUGUUGUAUCGUCCUCUGCACCAGACGGUGAACAUGCACACGGCAGAGUGGAACAUGACUGUCAUCAGAAAAUGUCUCUACCUCCUCAACCACCACGCUCUCACAUUUGAGGAACUUCAUGACAUACGUAUGGCGUAUCAGGUCUACGAAGCAGCCGAUAUGAAAGGAAUGGUUGAGGAUCAGCAUAUUCUCCUGAGAACUCUCAAAAUGUGUUCGCGGACAAUUGCUCCAAUGAAGCUAAUGCAUCGUAUCAAACACAUGAAAGCAAACUUUGAGGAGAAAGGUCGCAUACAACUCUCCGAGUUCCUGGAUCUUGUUCUCUGGUGUGAUGUUUACAAGACAUUUAAUCCCAAAGAGAUGGAAUAUUCAGAAGGAAAAGAAGACCAGUUGUUUAAGCUCGUUGACUUUCAGCGCCUCUUGACUCACUAUGAUGACAGGGUAAUGAGCUCGCUUAAUGCAAACUACUUAGAAGAGGAAUGCGGGUUUGAACGCGAGACGUUUGGCACUAAACAACUGCCCAAGGAGCCCCCAGUACGCAAUCAAGGACGAAUCAUGCAGGCGAGACUUGACAAAAGACGAUACCGCCAUCUGAAACACGAGGUGACAGCGUCACAGAAGCGAGUGUACCGUGCCCACGCGGGAUCCAUCCGAUCGCGGCCAGUCUCCGUAGCACGACUCAACAGUUUCAGGGUCAAAGUGGAGCGGUCGAGUACAUCGUGCACAACAGCAGAGCAGGCGUACAACAGCUUCAGAAAGAAAAUAAGAUCCAUGCCAUCCAGAGGCUCCUCGGUCUACCAGUCGGAUACGUUCAGCGAUCGGCCACAGGUGGAGGAGUACGUCCGUGUUUUGACCCCACGCGCCGUCAGCUGUCAGGAGAAGACAGAGAUAGAGAAGAAAAUGGAGAGUCUCAAAUUUGCCAUGAUGACAAUGGAAAGUCGUUAUUUGAUAAAGAAAGAAGAGGAAAUGGAUGAAUAUAUUCCUGGAUAUAAAGAAAUGAUUGCAAGCCGACCGUUACCUCCACCAACCCCCGAGCCGAAAACCGAACAGAAGAAAGAGAUCCGCUGGACCCAGGAUGCUGCUUUCUCGACUCGGCCAUUCAGAAGUCCUCCUGCUCAUGACAGGAAGUGUGAUGCCAGAUUUCGCGGCUGGGAACCAGUCAAAAAACAAAGAGGAGCUCAUUUUAUCCUUGUCUCACCGUUCUACGAAUCGUCAGAGAGAGGCAUUUUCUUUCAACGUCUGUACGAGAAAUCAAGGUCACAGGUUCAACAUGUAAAAGAUUUCGACUUCCUGUAUCGGUACACAAACAAGAGUCAGGUAGAAAAGAGUAAAGGAUACCCAUCUAGAAUCCGUCCAAUCACUGCCCCUGCAGCUCUGCACAUUUCAUCAGAAUAUUCUAAUGUUAUGGAAUUCACUCGUGGUCCAUUCACUCCAAUAACACACACUGUUUCUGGUAGUGCUGGAGGAGCAUCCGGUCUGAGUAAAAUCUCAUCUCUGAAACAAGAGUCAAAAAAUGCCAAUGCCAAUUCUGCUGUGAUGGAUAUGAGCAGCAAAGUAGACACCAUUCUUGAGAAACAGACCCUUGAUCAAACAAGACCAAUAAAAAGUCCAAGUCCUGAGAAUUUUGUUACCAGAAUAGUCAAAUCUCCUAGAAUAAGAACUGCUGCAUCAUCUUCAACCAGAUCAUCACCGAAAUCAGCUCAAUCCAAGAAAGCUAGAAGCAUUGUAUCAGCAGCUGGUGAGAGACGGGCAUCACAGAAAUCAGAACAUUUUAGUCCUGAUUGUCCACAACAACAGAAGGAACUGGACAGUAAGUCCAAUUCUGGAUAUUCAGCGUUUGAAGAAAAUCUUGAGCCAUACGAUUCUGGCUUUGAGGACAGACGAUCUUCUGGGGCUGUGAGAACAUCUGUGGAUGAGCAGACUGACAAUGAUGAGGAAGCCAUUCCAGUUCCUUCAAUGCAGCACAGCAAGCUGGAGAUUGUUGAGAUCGGUCAGAUAGGGAAAAUUUCUCUCCUGGAAAAAAUUGCAGAAUCUAAGGACCUGGAGGCAAGAUUUAGCCAGCCAGCAUCACCGGUCAGGAGUCAAACAAGCUCCACAUUACAAGCUGGACCACACGACACUGAACAGGAGAGUGGAAUCCAUCAACAAGCGUCUCGAUCACAAAGACCAUUGGGCUCUGUUCUACCCCUAGUCAAAAAGGAUGAUGGUUCUUCUGUACCAAUGAUGGCAGUGAGAGAAACGAAAAAGCCAGUAAUGAAAAUGCAAGCUGUCCCUCCAGAUGCAGCAACAGACAAAGCUCAAAAUGGGUCAGAUGAAAAGAAAUCUACAGCUGUUUUAAGCAAGACACCAAAGUCUGAGUACCAAACUGCAACCAAGGUGAUGGAAACAGAAAACAAACACAGUUCUUCCUAUAAUCAAUGUAAAACAUCUCCUCCACUUUUAAAUACUUCCUCCCCCAGGGUCACCUCAAAAAUGUUAUCCAACAUGAAUAUUCCCAGUCCAAAACACUCUUCAGAAUCACCCAGGGUCAAAUCAAAGGUUUUGAGUGAUGUCAAUAAAGACUCUCCUCUUGGUGAUACAAGUCAAAACGGACUGAAUUCUGCAUCUCAAAAACAGGUAUACAUCAGAGAUCCCAAAAGUUAUGGGAGUGGCUUUAAGUCUGACAUGAAUACAAAUUCCAAGGGAAGUGAUUCAGAUCAAGACUUUACAGUAGACUUUGCAGGGAAUUUGGCAGUUGCACCAAGAGGAUCUUAUGAAGCUGACCAGCUACAACCAGAUACUAAAUACUGGAGGCUCGUAGAAAGAGUGAACAAACUCAUAUCAAAUGAUUUGAAAGUACGCUUGCUGACUGUCAGCAAAUAACUGUAUUUUGAUAUGAACUAUUGUGAACAGUCUUCCAUUGUUAUGUUUCUCAGGUUAACAGAACUGUUUAUAUCAAUAAAUACUCCAUUCCAAAACACUUUUCUGAAGGAGUGGAGUCACUGAAUUCUCCAUGAGUCAGGUUUAAAAGAGCUGUCGAGUGAUGGAGAAUAUUUGUUGCUUGCACUAUUGUUUUUCUCAUGUUCAUAUAUCAGUAUCUCCUAUUAAAGCUCAUAAAUCUG